Molecule: messenger RNA, 2892 nt
Organism: Gadus chalcogrammus (walleye pollock)
Lineage: Eukaryota; Metazoa; Chordata; Actinopteri; Gadiformes; Gadidae
Gene: vcp
Product: valosin containing protein
Exons: 17
Coding region: 138-2558 (806 amino acids)
Biological process (GO): retrograde protein transport, ER to cytosol; autophagosome maturation; mitotic spindle disassembly
Cellular component (GO): nucleus; cytosol; VCP-NPL4-UFD1 AAA ATPase complex
Molecular function (GO): ATP binding; polyubiquitin modification-dependent protein binding; ATP hydrolysis activity
Source: RefSeq, a predicted model, not a curated record
GAGGCAGGCCGUCGUAUAACCAUAAAGAAAUGCGAAGCGUCUGAACUGUCGAGUCGAAAUCCCGAAAACGCCGAGAGAGAAAGCCAGAUACAAAGCUACAUUUCCUUUAUUUAUACGAACCAAUCCAGGGGACAACCAUGGCCUCGGGGAGCGACUCCAAAAAUGAUGAUCUGUCCACUGCGAUCCUCAAACAGAAACACAGGCCUAACAGGCUUAUGGUCGAUGAGUCCAUUAAUGAGGACAACAGUGUGGUCUCCCUGUCUCAGACCAAGAUGGACGAACUGCAGCUGUUCCGUGGAGACACAGUGUUGAUGAAGGGAAAGAAGAGGAGGGAGACGGUGUGCAUCGUCCUGUCCGACGACACCUGCUCCGAUGAGAAGAUCCGCAUGAACAGGGUGGUCCGCAACAACCUGCGGGUCCGCCUGGGCGACGUCAUCGGCAUCCAGCCGUGUCCCGAUGUCAAGUACGGAAAGAGGAUCCAUGUUCUUCCCAUCGACGACACCGUAGAGGGGAUCACUGGGAACCUGUUUGAGGUCUACCUGAAGCCGUACUUCCUGGAGGCCUACAGGCCCAUCCGCAAGGGGGACAUCUUCCUGGUGAGAGGAGGCAUGCGUGCGGUCGAGUUCAAGGUGGUGGAGACGGACCCCUCUCCCUACUGCAUCGUUGCCCCGGAUACGGUCAUCCACUACGAGGGCGAGCCCAUCAGGAGAGAGGACGAGGAGGACUCCCUGAACGAGGUCGGCUACGAUGACAUCGGAGGAGUGAGGAAGCAGCUGGCUCAGAUCAAGGAGAUGGUGGAGCUUCCUCUGAGGCACCCUGCCCUGUUCAAGGCCAUAGGAGUCAAGCCCCCCCGUGGCAUCCUGCUGUACGGACCCCCAGGAACAGGAAAGACUCUGAUCGCCAGAGCCGUGGCCAAUGAGACGGGAGCCUUCUUCUUCCUCAUCAACGGCCCUGAGAUCAUGAGCAAGCUGGCGGGAGAGAGUGAGAGUAACCUGAGGAAGGCCUUCGAGGAGGCGGAGAAGAACGCUCCGGCCAUCAUCUUUAUUGAUGAGCUCGACGCCAUCGCCCCCAAGAGAGAGAAGACCCACGGCGAGGUGGAGCGGCGCAUCGUGUCCCAGCUGCUGACCCUCAUGGACGGCCUGAAGCAGAGGGCCCACGUCAUCGUCAUGGCAGCCACCAACAGACCCAACAGCAUUGACCCCGCCCUGAGGAGAUUCGGGCGAUUCGACAGGGAGGUGGACAUCGGCAUCCCUGACUCCACCGGCAGGCUGGAGAUCCUUCAGAUCCACACCAAGAACAUGAAGCUGGCCGACGACGUGGACCUGGAGCAGGUGGCCAACGAGACCCACGGGCACGUGGGCGCUGACCUCGCCGCGCUGUGCUCAGAGGCCGCCCUGCAGGCCAUCAGGAAGAAGAUGGACCUCAUCGACCUGGAGGACGAGACCAUCGACGCCGAGGUCAUGAACUCUCUGGCCGUCACCAUGGACGACUUCAAGUGGGCCCUCAGCCAGAGCAACCCCUCCGCACUCAGAGAGACGGUGGUGGAGGUCCCCAACAUCAGCUGGGAGGACAUUGGAGGACUGGACGACGUCAAGAGGGAGCUGCAGGAGCUGGUGCAGUACCCCGUGGAGCACCCAGACAAGUUCCUGAAGUUCGGCAUGACCCCGUCCAAGGGCGUGCUCUUCUACGGACCCCCGGGUUGCGGUAAGACCCUGCUGGCCAAGGCCAUCGCCAACGAGUGCCAGGCCAACUUCAUCUCCAUCAAGGGGCCCGAGCUGCUCACCAUGUGGUUCGGAGAGUCCGAGGCCAACGUCAGGGAGAUCUUCGACAAGGCUCGCCAGGCCGCCCCCUGCGUGCUGUUCUUCGACGAGCUGGACUCCAUAGCCAAGGCCCGCGGCGGCAACGCCGGGGACGGGGGCGGAGCCGCCGACCGCGUCAUCAACCAGAUCCUGACGGAGAUGGACGGCAUGUCCAGCAAGAAGAACGUCUUCAUCAUCGGCGCCACCAACAGACCGGACAUCAUCGACCCGGCCAUCCUGAGACCCGGUCGCCUGGACCAGCUGAUCUACAUCCCCCUGCCCGACGAGAAGAGCAGGAUCAACAUCCUGAAGGCCAACCUGCGCAAGAGCCCCAUCAGCAAGGACGUGGACCUGGACUUCCUGGCCAAGAUGACCAACGGCUUCUCCGGCGCCGACCUCACAGAGAUCUGCCAGCGGGCGUGCAAACUGGCCAUCAGGGAGAGCAUCGAGAACGAGAUCCGCAGGGAGCGCGAGAGGCAGACGAACCCCUCCGCCAUGGAGGUGGAGGAGGACGACCCGGUCCCUGAGAUCAGGAAGGACCACUUCGAGGAGGCCAUGCGCUUCGCCCGCCGCUCCGUCAGUGACAACGACAUCCGCAAAUAUGAGAUGUUCGCCCAGACGCUGCAGCAGAGCCGUGGCUUCGGCAGCUUCAGGUUUCCCACCGGCACCACAGGGGGCACGGGGCCCAGCCAGGGCUCCGGAGGCACCGGCACCGGCCCCGUCUUCAACGAGGACAAUGACGAUGACCUGUACGCAUAGGCGCCACACCGCCACCCGGUGGCCUGUACUGGAAUCACACCUGUACAAAUUCUCACCAGAUUCCACAUUUUUAGGACUUUGUGCUUUCAUGUGUUCUUUUUUGUAUGAUUUCCCUCGGGUGGAGAAAGCAUGUCGCCCCUUGGUUUGCUCUGGCUUAUAUAUGGGUGGGGGACAGGGCGGGUGAUACUGGAUGGUGAUUGGCUGUCGAACACGGGGAGGGGGGGGGGGGGGGGGGGGUUGCCUCAUUCUCAGUAUAUCACAAUCCUACAUGAUUGGCUUUAGCGACUGAAUUCUAUGCUAGACUAUAAGUACAAAAAAAAAAAGAUAAAUAAAA